AGGGACUACAGGAGGGAGAUUCCUUCCUUGGGCCGUGGAAGAGAGAAGACCUCAGUAUACGGGUUCCUCUCAGCUGCAAGAGUUGAUAUCCAUUUCUGGCUGUGUCUUGGCUUCUCCACAGACACUCCCUGUCCCUACAGAUUUUGGCAAACGGGUAUACCAAGGAGUGCGAGUGAAACAUACAGUCAAAGAUCUUCUUGCUGAAAAACGAUCCAAGCAGAGCAGUGGCUCCCGCUUCAGUGGCAGCACCAGCACACCACAGUCAUCAGUUGUCCAAAUGCCAGGCUCACCUACCACGGCCAGUUACUACCACGGCGUCAGGAGAUCCUUCACAACUGAAUUGGAUGUCCACAACACAAAGCAGUUUGUCAGUGAUGUCUACUCGUCCCCUCUAGGGUCCAAGCCCUUCUCAUGCGACUCCUCUGCCAGUCAGGGCUACCCAGCACUUCCGGACCCAUAUCUCUCCGACCAAUAUGGGGAUUACCGUGCUACUGCCCUCACAGCUGGUACCAGCUCCUUCUUCAGCCCUUCUUCUGUGCCCCCUCUCCUGCCAUCCUUCUCUAAUGACACAGCGCACUUCCUACUAAGAGAGCCCUGGGAGCAGACCUCACCCAACAGUCUCAGCCAGUUGGACAGUGUGUGCUCAGACAUUCUGCAAGCACUGCCUGCUAGCGCCAGUUGCCUCUCCUCACACGAGUCUGGAGGCAUUUCCCCGUACCGAAGCUCAGGUUGGACCCCAGCCAUCCCCGGAGCCCAGUCCUACCCUCUGCAUCCUCUUGAAGAUGUUCACUACUCCACUAGCUAUGCUGCCACCUCACCCUACUCCUUCUCACCACUCAUGACUGUGGCAAACGAGCUUACCUCCAGGAUGAGCCACCUCUCGCCGGAGCAGUCCUCAGAGACACCACCUCUUCACGAUAACUCUGCCUGGGCAAAAGAAGAUGGAAGUCCCAUCUGGGGGACUUACGAAGGGCGAAGAACUUAUUGAUGAGAGAUAAG
Messenger RNA from Grus americana (Whooping crane), 999 nucleotides. It is a transcript of the gene POU2AF2, whose product is annotated as POU class 2 homeobox associating factor 2. The transcript has 5 exons. Gene Ontology annotation, molecular function: DNA binding; POU domain binding. Lineage: Eukaryota; Metazoa; Chordata; Aves; Gruiformes; Gruidae. The coding region runs from base 278 to 988 and encodes 236 amino acids. The record is from RefSeq and is a predicted model, not a curated record.